UAUAAUUCAAGAUUAAAUGAUAGGUUCUUCAUUAAAGAAACGGCCUGGCAAAUCAAAAACAAAGAGAAUAUCCCCUGGCAGGAUCAGAAGUGCCAAAAAGAAGAUCACACGAAGAAUGAACAAGGAAUCAUCACUUGAAAAUAACUAUGCCAAUAGGGGAAAUGACUUAUCAAUUAAUAAGAGAACGAAUAUUUCUGCUUCUCAUAAAUUUUUCAAAUAACCAGCCGUCCCAAAAUCAAAGUAUAAAUAUGUCAUAUCAGACAGCGAAUAGUUUUCAUUCAAAGAAGAAGAGGAUUUAUUCAGCUAAGCCUAGGCUGCAAGACUCAAGGAGAUUCACUAGGGGGACGCAGAGGCCAACUCAGGAUUCAAGUAUCCUGCAGCUGUCGCCUUCAGAUAAGAAAUUACAUGACAGUAAUUUUAUAAGGUUCAGCCAACACACAGCUCCUAGCACUGAUUUUCAAAGGAGUUAUUACAACCCAUACCAGACAUUGACGAAGAUGUCUGAUAAUUUUUUGAAUAUUCAAAGGAACCCUUUGAAACAAAAUUACUUUAAUAAUGAAACUACAGCUAGAACGUCUACGAGUAAUCUUUCAAAUAUGACCCAUGUCCAAAAUAACAGAACAGAGGAUCAACUAAAUGCGCUUGAGAAGAUAAGAGAGAUGCACAAUGAUAUGUCCCAGCUUUCUAGUCUAAAGCAUGUUGACUGUGGGAAGCUCCUUGUCAGCGCAACCCUGAAGAUGAAGAAAAUGAACUACAAACUUAGUAGCAUUGUUUCUAACGGUGAACUUCAUGUAGAAGUGCAACGUAAUGAUCCUAGAGAAGUAGAAAUAUUCGAAGACAUCCCAUUUCUCCUAAAAGUAGGCUGUAAGGGCUUAGUGGGGCCAGCUAAAUUUAUACUCAAAUUCAAGACCAGAGGAAAGGUGAAAAGUUAUGUCUCUUUUGAUAAAUCGCUUGGCACUAACCCUAAGAGUAGCAAGAAGCUGACUAUCUCUGAUAAGCCGCGUUUUCAGAUAUUUCCUGAAAAUAAUGAGAAAGUAUUUGAAAAUGAAUAUAUUUAUUGCCUUAUCACAUCGAUCACUGAAUGCAAAUUUGAACUUUUUAUCGACUUUCCGAAUGAAGAUGAUAAAAAGAGACGAAAGAAAGAAGUCAAGGAAGAAGACAAAAAAGAAGACAUCGAUGCAAAACUAGGCAAAGUAAAGAUCAUGAAGCCCACGAGGCCAAAGCAGGACAUUGUAGAAGAGAACAUCAGGAGGAUAACAUAUUGGAACAGAAUCUCAAUCCAAGAGAGGAAAUCAAAGAGUCAGAAAUUCCAACGAAGAAGACAAAAUGCGUUGAAAUAAGAAAGAAAAGAUGUUCAUGGAUAAGCUCAAGCAUAAUAUUUAUUACAUAAACAGAUGGGAUAUCGUUAGAGAAAAGAGAAGGGAUGUCGAGAAAAUGCAAAGAGAGCAUGAGCAAAAGCAGCUGAGAAAGUUCUGGUGGAUCAGACAGCAGAAGACCAAUGAAGCCUUAAAAACAAAAACGGCCCUGUAUCAAGAGUACAAAGAAAAAUUAUUCGCUAAAAGAAUCAUAAGGAGAUUCGGAGAGUACAAAGCUAAGAUUGGCCCUUCGUUUGAAGAUAGAACCUGCAACCAAGUCCGUACUGCAGUGACGGCUUGAAUGCCAUUUAUGAAGGACAUAUCAGUGCAGAGGUCAGAGAAUAUUCUGAAAGACUUCAUUCAGGUCUCUACAAUGAAUUAUGAUAUCAAAAAGACAUUUAUAAAAUACCAUGAACGAGUUUCCUUACUCCAACAAGCGUGGAUAAAGAAUAGGUCUAACUUCGAGUUCAGAGCAACUGUGCUCAAAAGAAUGUGGGAUAAAGAAGCAGAUGUUAUGAUAUUAUACUGAGCCAAGCAUAAAGGGAAAAACAAGAAGUUCAAAACACUGUUAAAGAAACUUCAAACACUUGAUGAUGAUGUAAAGGAGAAGUUGAUCAAGUAUUAUCUCCAAAAGCUCAAGUAUGAGCAUAUGACUAAAGUCUACGAGUGGUCUAAGUACAAAUGUGAAGUAAAAGGGGGAGAUUUCGAAUCAGAUGAUAAAAUUCUGACUCUCACAACAGUCAUUAAACUUAUGAAUAGGUUCUUAUACAAAGGUGUAGAUAAUGCGAUUCUAGAUAGCGAAUAUUUGAGGCAGCAAAAAGCCCAAAAGGCAGAGCAUAAGAACACUAAGGAAGGAGGUACUCAUGGGGCAAAGCAUCGCACAUCUAAUUCCCCUAACAAGAAUAAAGCUCGACCUGAGACAGGAAAAGCGAAAAUGAAGUUCGACUAUGUACCCUUAGAGAGAAAAUGGUUGGAGCGGAAAUACCCUCCAGGAUUCCAUUUUAAUCCAUCAAAGAAAGAAAUUCAGAUGAUGAUUAAGAAACAGACUGUCCUCAAGCCUGGCGAUGAGAUUGUGUACACUACUAUGGAUAUACUAGAGAAAGGAAACUAAAGUAUUUUUAAUGAUUAAUGGGCCAAGUAGCUAAACUU
This is a messenger RNA of Moneuplotes crassus, 2504 nucleotides long. The record is from the annotation of a GenBank genome assembly. NCBI's taxonomy places the organism in Eukaryota, Ciliophora, Spirotrichea, Euplotida, Euplotidae.